UUUCAAACAGCUCUGCCUCCAAAUUCCACUUCUUUUCAGUAUUCACAUUCUCCCAUGGUUUUCCUCUCCACCUCAUUUCACGAUUGACUCUGUUUGGCGUUAUGGAGUCCUUCACUGCUUGGGAUACACAGUUCACCUUUUAAAAUCUUGCGCGUUUCAGUCCACAAUUCAUCCAUCUCUCGAAUCCUCUCACAUUGCUUGUAGCUUCCUUUCUUGACGAUUUUGCCUGCUCUUUCUUCCCGUCGUCCUCUGAGUCGAAUAAUUCUUCGAAGGCCAAAAAUGUUUCGCCGACUUCCGCAUACACUGCCACCCGAUCCGGUCUUCGAGCCUGCCCUUGACAAGCUCGGCUUCUUCGUCAAUGAGGCUGACCAAAUCCGAUCGAUCAAGAAUCCCGAGCAGAAGUAUCAGUACGCAGUCAACAAGAAUGAACGUGUCAACGAGGUCUACAAGCAAGCAAACAAUACCGCUAUUCGCAAGAUCGUUCAAGAUCGGCUGUCUGGUCUUGAUAUCGAGACCGUCAGGCUGCCUUUGGGCGUGAGUGAGGACCAGAAUCACUUGCCAAUACUAGUUUCCAAGGACGUCUCGAGCAGAGACCGAGUCAUCUUGUUCUUCGGAGGCCGACAUCUGGAGCCUGCGAUCUUGUCGUGGCGUGUUAUUGGUGAAGAGGGUAUCAAAGUUGGGUCACUACUCGAAUUCGUCAACGCCGCCUUGUCCGGCCCUCCACCCACGCCAGAACAUUCUAUGCCAGGCAUCGUUGUCGCAAAUCCAUGCCAGCUGUUGUGGUACAGAGGCGGUGCGCGAGCGGUGUCGGAGAAUGAGUGGCUCAACCUGCCUCGUGUGUCGGCUGUUCAUGAGCCUUUUCGGAUUGAUCCUAUCAAGAACCGCAUUCCCGAGAACGGCACCUACGAAGAACACGUUAAGUACGUCUUUGAGCAUGUCUUGCCGAAACUUGUGAAGGAGAACGCCAAAAUCGACAUCAUCGCUCUGGAGUACCUGGGUUCAGCCGUCAUUGACUACUUGGCCUCGGAUUGGAGUCUCUGGGCCUCUCGGGUCACUGGCAUGUCACUAAUCUCGCCACAGCACAAGGUGCAGGAUUUGAUCGAGGAUGGGGCACCACCAGAGUUCGUCGAGUUUCUGUCGAAGCGGAGCCGAGCGUACUUUGUGUCGCCAGAGAAGGUCGAGACGCCUAUCACUGGCAGAAGCAGGUUCGGUUGCAAUUGCUACGCGAGUGGGGAGCAUCUGUAUCAAGAGAGUGCGGUGAUCAGAAGCUGGGGUAGUAUACUGGACUGGUUCAAUCGGCUUUAUGCAGAUCCCAGUUUUGAGGAGGUCCCCUUCGUGGAAGUCGACGACGGUGACGAUGCAGAGCAGGUGAAGCUGGGAUGGUGAAAUAUUCGUGAAGUGCAUUUUCGAAACGUUGGGAUCCUUGUCAAAGACGGCGCACCAGCUACUGCCGGAGGUAGAUAUCACGCUACCCUUGCACUGGUGACUCGACUUGCGAACCACAGAACCUGGAAGAUAGCUCCCCAGGCCAAGUAGCAUUGACCUACGACGUUUCAGGUGCUCGAGAUCGUGAGGUUGCAUGUCUAGGUGAAUGCAGAGUGUGGAAGACUUCAUUGCCAUACCCGCCAAGGUUCGAGA
Molecule: messenger RNA, 1638 nt
Organism: Exophiala viscosa
Lineage: Eukaryota; Fungi; Ascomycota; Eurotiomycetes; Chaetothyriales; Herpotrichiellaceae
Exons: 3
Coding region: 280-1386 (368 amino acids)
Biological process (GO): regulatory ncRNA-mediated heterochromatin formation
Cellular component (GO): nucleus
Molecular function (GO): siRNA binding
Source: RefSeq, a predicted model, not a curated record